Misgurnus anguillicaudatus (oriental weatherfish) is the source of this 1951-nucleotide messenger RNA. RefSeq lists its product as uncharacterized. Lineage: Eukaryota; Metazoa; Chordata; Actinopteri; Cypriniformes; Cobitidae. The record is from RefSeq and is a predicted model, not a curated record. Gene Ontology annotation, molecular function: DNA binding.
CGAAAUCGUUAUAGCGAGACUGCACUGCUUCCUCCGGGCCAGUGAGUGGUGCUAGAAUCCCUUUAGUUGUCAACCUUUGUGCGGUAGAUGUGCUUUAACGUUUGAAAGAGGAAACUUUCGCACGCUCGUGUCUCUGUGUUGUUAUUGUUUACGGUAUCGGGUGUAUUUACGUCAUCGUUUAACUACAGCGAUCCUCAUCAAGUAGUAAAAUGACUCAACUGGAUCGUUUGAACACUUUCAUGACCGAGCGCCUGAUGGAGGCUGUGAAGGAGAUCAUCCUCACUGUCGGCAGGACGGUGCGCGAGUACGAAGAGGAAACGGAGCGAGUCCGAAGCGAAAAUAAACGGCUUAAAGAAAUGUUACGGGACUCCGGAUGCUUCCCUGAACAAACAAAUGCAGCUCUGCAGUCCUGUCAGCCUGUCUCUCCUGAGCAGCCCACUUGGAUUCCCAGCCAGAAAGAGGAUCCAGAAUCCCUCAAAGAGAUCCAACAGAGACCGAGCGAACAAUACCCGCACAUUAAACUAGAACAGUCUGUGUAUUCUGAUGACACUUGGCAAGAACCUGCAGACUCACCAUCAAACAUCAACAACAACAAGGAUUCACUCUUGUGUGUGUCUGAGACAAAUCCUGCUGAUGAUGGAGUGAUAGACUUCCCAACCAAUAUCAAAGUCGAACUUAUCAACACUAACUGUUCAGCCGACGAUAUAGUGAACACUGAGGAUGAAUAUCAGAGUUGGUCACCAUGUAGUCCAGACAUACAUUUAGGCACAGUGGACCUCUCACAACAACACCAAGAUCAAGCUACAUACACUACCAAUGAAGCUUCUCCCACUUUUUUAAAGCGUAGAAGUUUAUUUAGUAAUACGCGUCACAUUUCAAAUCACAACAUAUUAUGCACCAAUAGCUCUAAUUGUAACAGUAAAUGCUGUGAAUUGCAAAAGAGGACGAUAGCCAAAUCGAGCCCCGUAUGGAGGUAUUUCUCUUUAAAAGAGGGAGACUGUAGCAAAGCAGUGUGUCUUAUGUGUAAGGCCGUCAUAUCCCGUGGUCGCAAAGAGUACACCACGUCAGCCCUUCUAAAGCACCUUCGCAUGAAACAUGGUAAAUGUUGACAUUAUAGAAUUUAUUUGCAAUUCAUUCAGAAGGAAAGUCAAGCUAAAAUUUGUGACAUUUCUGCUAAAGGUUGAACCUGCUAAAGGUUAAACCAUUCACAGAUGCUGGCUGUUGUGCAUCACAGGGUUUUUAAUAUAAACUUAUGUAGCAAUAUAUUGAUAUGUUUGACCUCAUAACAGGAUCAGCACUAUGUUUUUACAGUGGUUGCUUAACCUUUUAUUCUUAUGGUGUACUGACAAGCUAAUUGUUUUAGAAUAAAAGCUACAACCCAUCAAUCCAAAAGGUGUGUUGAGACAAGAUAGCCAGAUAUCCUGUAGAUGUGCCUUUAUGAUUAUACACUUAAUCUCAAAAAAAUCAUACAGCUUGCCAGACUGUAAUGAUUUUUCCAUCUUGAGCCGACUAGUAAAACUGGCCAUAUGGUUUCAUUAUAGGUAUUUUUUUAAAUAUAAAUAAUAAUCAACCAUGUGCAAAUAACCAGACCAUGAUUAUUGUGAAAGAAAACUGAUUUUAAGUGUUUUUUGUUAAUAUAAUUAUUUAUUUAAAAUUACAUUAAUAAAAUUAUUGAUUUUGUUGUUUACUUAAUUAUGUUUUAACUGCACAUUUUAUUCUUUAGUUAAACAAGAUGACCAAAGAUACUGUAUUAAUGGUCAGUGCAUUUGAGUUAUUGUAUUUAUUGUAAAGAAGACAUUUGAGUCCAUGCCUGUAAGUAAGUUGUUUUAGACUGUCAGUCUCUGUACAUUACUGUGACUAUAAAUGUGAGCUCCCUGGGGAAAUUAUAUAAACAUAAGAACUUGUUUAAAUAAAAAUAUCUUUGUCAUGGUACAAAGAUUACAAAAGUCAA